This is a messenger RNA of Besnoitia besnoiti, 1305 nucleotides long. RefSeq lists its product as uncharacterized. NCBI's taxonomy places the organism in Eukaryota, Apicomplexa, Conoidasida, Eucoccidiorida, Sarcocystidae. The coding region runs from base 1 to 1305 and encodes 434 amino acids. The record is from RefSeq and is a predicted model, not a curated record. The transcript has a single exon.
AUGCCUCCGAGUUAUCCCGAUCCCGUCGCACCCUCCCCAAAAGAGGGUGCAAACGUCACACCAGUGGCUGUCAGCCCACCGCCUACGCUAGAAGAGAAAGUUAUAGUGAUUCCCCCGGGAGCGCACCGCGCCUUCCCCCCAAUCCGAGCGGAUCAAACGUUAACCGGUCUUGACGGACCGACAAUUGUCAUGGCUCCCAAGGAAGCUCGCCCGCAACAGCCAACACCAGGGACGGAGAGACCAGUAGACCUGCAUCCACCCGCCGACGCAGCGUGCCCAGAUUCACGUGCCACAGAGGAAAACAUCUCAAUGUCAGAACAUGAGCUGAGGCUCUUGAGGGAACACCUCGAGAAACGUGCAGCUGCCACAAAUUGCUUAAUUUUUCUUAUGAGUCUGUGGCUGGUCCUUACUGGUGUCCUCCUGAUCUUCGCAUUCUCACCCGUGAACGGUGAUCUGGCUAUCGUGUGCAUGCUUCUGAGUGUCACUGUUGGAAUUAUCGGCAUUCUAGCCGUUUCGGCUAGAAAUCUGACUGGGAUGCGGCUUUACCUAGCUCUGGGAACGGUACUUUUGGUGCUGACGGUGGCACUCUGGGGGUAUUAUAUCUACAUUCUAGUUCGCGCGGCCUGGGCAACCGUAGAUGUGACAGCCGACCGGACGUCGGAGUGGAUCUGGGACGAGGCAGAACAUUUUCCCCCUAUUCGCUUGGGACAAUCGAAUGUGACCUCAUUACAGGAACUGGCUAGGCAGGGGGGCGUGCCGCUAAAUGAGACGCUUGACGAUAUUGUCGGGCCAUGCACGAAGGGAUACAGAGACUACGGCAAAGAUUACUUCCGGGGGACCAUGUCCGUGCUAAUAGGCUUGUCAACUCGCGGCCAGCUGUGCAACUACUCACAUUAUGAUAUCCUCGAUUUCAAGAGGUGGCCUGUCAGCUGCUGGCGGACGUGUGGUUUCGACCGUCUGGCAGUUGAUCACGCGCUCGAUAUGUCCCGUCAGGAAGACCAACGGGUGAUAUCGGAGUUCAAGUCACAUCUAGACGGUUUGCUUCCCGUAGAAGCUUCCGCGUGUAUAUUAUACUCUGCGCGGACGGCCUGUGUUGUCGAAAACACCUCAUAUCACUAUGUUAUUCUUGGAAUCGUUGGCCUCCUAAUCCUGUGGACAUGUUGUGCGUGCUUGUGCUGCAUCCCCGCCUCCCUAGGCGUUGCGAACAAAUAUUUGUCUGAUUUGCGGAACUAUGAGAAAGAGAAGGCAGAUCUCGAUCAACGGAAGCAGGUAGGGGGCAACCAGAACCAACCUACUGUUGUGUGA